Prorocentrum cordatum is the source of this 1515-nucleotide messenger RNA. Lineage: Eukaryota; Dinophyceae; Prorocentrales; Prorocentraceae. The record is from the annotation of a GenBank genome assembly.
GUGGAGGAGACGAAGGCGGGUUUAGUCGUGUCGGGGGGCCAGCGCACCGCUGCGACGAGGACGCUGCGCGAGUGGGCGGACAAGGACCCCGCGUUCACGUGGAACGACGACACUGCAAAGACCACGGUGGCUCUGAAGGCGCUCGGCGCGGCGUCGAUCAGGCGGGAGCUGCUUGAUCAAGUGAAGACGGACUACAAGCGCACUGCGACGAUCGGGAAGGAGUACACGUGCUGCUAUAAGUGCCUCGUGCCCUCGAUCCCCGACGCGGCGAAGCCGUAUCUCUGCGAGGUCAAGGACCUGGGGGGUUGGCCUACGGGGAUGUCGGCCGAGUCAGCGUGGAUCUUCCGCCCGGGCUGUCCGAAGGGCGGCGUCUUGAUCGACUGCUUCUUCGUGAAGGCGGAGAUGGUCGCCGCGCGCCGCGUUCCCACGGGGCCCGCCAGCUCGGGGCCGCGCCUGGCGGACGGAAGCGGCGGUGGAGGCCCCGCCGCGGCGGCCGGCAGCGGGGCCGCGCCCGCGACGCGGGAGCUGUGGCGCCAGGACUCGGCACCUGAGCGCGAGAGCGCGUUCCGCGAGAUCGCGCAGAGCAUCGGCGUGUUUGCCGAGAAGCGGGCUUUCGCCAGCCCAGGCGCCGGCGCCGGGAGCCCGCGGACCAUGCUCUUCUGGCCCCUCCGCUUCCUCUCUUACGUGAAGGGCGAGGCUGUCCCGCAUGGCGAGACGCGAGACAGCGUGCUUGCGACGUACGACAAGAAGCCGAUGAAUUGCAUCAUCCGGACCCUCCGCGACCACGUGCCCGAUUUCGCCACGCUCAUGCGGUUCAAGCCCUUCCUGCAGGAGCUGUCCACGAUCGGCGCGUUAUCCGCUACGGGCAAGGCGCUCCUCUCUCUGGCGCAGGCGAACUUGUCUUCCCCCCAGGAUGAGGUGGGCGCGGAGCUGAGCAUCGAGAGCGCACCGAAAUUCUCCUUCAGCGCGGCGCACAAGGCGCUCGAGAGAGCGCAGUUCGAGAAGCAGUGCGAGGAGGCGAAGGCGAGGGGCGCCGGGAGCCUGGCCGAGAGGUUGUCGGAUGCCAAGGUCUUGCUGGGCAAGGCCCGCGAGCUGCCAGACGGCCGCGGGGAGAAGUGCGUGAAGGAGCUCGAGUUCGCCGUCGCGCUGUUCGGGCGCAUGCCCGCUGGGGAGAAGGCGAAGCACAUCUUGGGCAACGAGGCUGGUUGGCAGCGCUUCGACGAUUGGCAGAUGAAGGAGUUCCUCCCAGACGUCAGUGAUUGCCAGCCGCUCCUGCAGUCUCCCCCCGACUUCCAGGCGAUGACCGUCGGCGCGUGCGCGGCCGCUGCGGACGCGGCGCUGAAGCGCGCCCCCCUUGUGGACGACGUGCCCGACGCGGCGACGAGGUCAAUGCUCGCGCUGACGAAGCAGCUCCGGGACGCCAGCGAGGCUGCGCCGAGGGUUGGCGAGGUCGUCGAGGCCGUCGUUUUCGCCGUGGCCGUCGCGAAGUUCCACUUGAACGCCGCGGCCGCGGAG